This is a messenger RNA of Morchella importuna, 1020 nucleotides long. RefSeq lists its product as uncharacterized. The transcript is spliced from 4 exons. The coding region runs from base 1 to 1020 and encodes 339 amino acids. NCBI's taxonomy places the organism in Eukaryota, Fungi, Ascomycota, Pezizomycetes, Pezizales, Morchellaceae. Gene Ontology annotation, biological process: post-translational protein targeting to endoplasmic reticulum membrane. Gene Ontology annotation, cellular component: GET complex. The record is from RefSeq and is a predicted model, not a curated record. Gene Ontology annotation, molecular function: ATP binding; ATP hydrolysis activity.
AUGGCAGCUGCAAGCAUCGACGCAGAUCUUGACCCCCUCGAACCCACUCUCCAGUCUAUACUUGACCAAAAGUCACUACGGUGGAUCUUUGUUGGAGGCAAGGGAGGUGUUGGAAAGACAACAACAUCAUGCUCGCUCGCCAUCCAGCUUGCACAGGUGCGCGAAAGCGUCCUGCUGAUCUCGACGGAUCCCGCGCACAACUUGAGUGAUGCGUUCAACCAGAAGUUUGGGAAAGAGGCGAGAAAGGUCGAUGGAUUCGACAAUCUGAGUGCGAUGGAGAUUGAUCCCAAUGGAAGCAUUCAGGAGCUUAUAGAGAAUGCUGAAGGAAAUGCAGCAAAUCCUUUGGGGAGCAUGAUGCAAGACUUGGCUUUUAGUAUCCCUGGUGUGGAUGAGGCAAUGUCCUUUGCCGAAGUUUUAAAACAAGUCAAAUCCCUCUCAUACUCUACCAUCAUCUUCGAUACCGCCCCAACAGGUCACACACUACGUUUCCUUCAAUUCCCAACCGUUCUCGAGAAGGCUCUCUCAAAGAUCUCCCAGCUGAGUGGGCGAUUCGGGCCAAUGCUUAGCGGGAUCCUAGGAUCCCAGGCAGGUGGAGCUGGCGGAGUCGAGGAAAUGAUGGGGAAGAUGGAGAGUAUGAGAGAAGUUAUCGGCGAGGUCUCAAAGCAGUUUAAAGACCCCGAUCUUACAACCUUUAUCUGCGUGUGCAUUCCCGAGUUCCUUUCACUUUACGAAACCGAGCGCAUGAUUCAAGAACUCAACAACUACCAAAUCGACACACACUGCAUUGUCGUCAAUCAGCUUCUUUUCCCACAGAAGGGCUCAACUUGCCCUCAGUGCAAUGCUCGAAGGAAGAUGCAGAGAAAAUACCUGGAACAGAUCGAGGAGCUAUACGAGGAUUUCAACGUUGUUAAAUGCCCUCUACUGGUUGAGGAAGUGCGUGGCAGUGACAAGCUGAGGAGUUUCUCAAAGAUGCUUGUCGAGCCAUUCAUUCCCCCAGAAGAGGAUGUGGAUGAAGAAUAA